AUAUCUUAAAACGACUAUCGUAUAAUUCAUUCAAACAAGAUUGUACAAAAGAUGGAAGCAUUUCAGCCACUUUGGAUUGCCGGACCUAUGAUCAAAGUAUCGUAUCUACCUUUCCGUUUAACCUGUUUAGACUAUGGAGCAGAUCUUAUAUACACGAAUGAAAUUAUGGCCGAGAACUUAUGCUUAGCUUCGCGCAAUGUGAAUGCUUUAACCAAUACCAUUGAUUUUGUAAUUCCGAAUGAUAAAACCAGUAUUUUUUCAACAUCUCCAGAAGAACGGCAUAAAGUUGUUGUUCAAUUAGGUGUUUCGAACGCUAGCGUUGCGUUGAAAAGCUCUUUGAUUGUAUCACAAGAUACGGAUUAUAUUGAUAUCAAUAUGGGAUGUCCUAAACGUUUUUCCAUGAGUAAAGGAAUGGGUGCAUCGCUUUUAAAUGAACCAGAAAGAGCUUUUGACAUUCUUAAAGUUUUACGCCGUAAUCUUCCUGAGAAAGUGAAAAUAUCUUGUAAAAUACGAUUGAAAUCUUCACUUGAACAAACUAUUGCUUUCGUUCAAGGUUGCGAAAGGUCAGGAGUUAGCUCUAUUACCAUUCAUGCAAGAUCUAUAGAAGACCGUCCUGCUAAACCAGCUCAAUGGAAUACAUUUUCGGCUAUUCAAGCUUCCACGACAAUACCUAUUUAUAUGAAUGGUGACCUUCUUAACUCUACUUCAAUUUAUCAAUUUCACAAACAAUACCUUACCUCGCCACACGAUAACUCGAAUCCACUGUGCGACUCUAAAGCCAAAUUCGUUAAUACUUUUCCACAAGGCAUCAUGUUUGGUCAACUUGUUCUUUUUUUUUUAAACGCCACAACUAUAUUUUUUUUCUUCUCAGCACGUGGUGCUUUAAUGAAUCCCUCAAUUUUCUCCCUCAAAAAGCACUUUCAAUCCGUAACCCAUUUCUCCUUACAAGAACGUAGAUCAUUACAUUCGCCAAUCCAAUGUAUUUUAAAAUUACUAAAACAUGCUCUGGAUACAAAUACACCUUUUCAAUGUUUAAAAUGGCUCCUUUUACAAAUGGUAUCAGAUGACCCUUCACUCAUUUUUCUUUCCGAUACAAUAAAACGAACUUCGCAUUGCACUCGGUUUCAAUCCCACGUAGAAUCUCUUGCCCAAUCUUUUGAAAAAUAAAAAAACCUUUUCAUUAGUUCACGGCCAUGAAAAAAAAAAUCUGGCCUUGUUUCAAUCAAUUCCUUAAAAAGCAUAGUUUAAAAU
Molecule: messenger RNA, 1251 nt
Organism: Hylaeus volcanicus
Lineage: Eukaryota; Metazoa; Arthropoda; Insecta; Hymenoptera; Colletidae
Product: tRNA-dihydrouridine(20) synthase [NAD(P)+]-like
Exons: 9
Coding region: 52-1167 (371 amino acids)
Biological process (GO): tRNA dihydrouridine synthesis
Cellular component (GO): cytoplasm
Molecular function (GO): flavin adenine dinucleotide binding; tRNA dihydrouridine synthase activity
Source: RefSeq, a predicted model, not a curated record